Messenger RNA from Chroicocephalus ridibundus (black-headed gull), 2112 nucleotides. It is a transcript of the gene VAT1, whose product is annotated as vesicle amine transport 1. The transcript has 6 exons. Bases 36 to 1184 code for a protein of 382 amino acids. Gene Ontology annotation, molecular function: zinc ion binding; oxidoreductase activity. Gene Ontology annotation, cellular component: mitochondrial outer membrane. Lineage: Eukaryota; Metazoa; Chordata; Aves; Charadriiformes; Laridae. Gene Ontology annotation, biological process: negative regulation of mitochondrial fusion. The record is from RefSeq and is a predicted model, not a curated record.
CCCGCAGCCGCCGCCGCCGCUCCUGCCGCUCCGCCAUGUCCGCCGAGCCCGCCCCGGCCGCCGCCGCCCCCCCCUCCGCCGAGCAGGCCCCCGGCCCCGAGCCGCCGGCGGGCGGCGAGGAGGCGGCGGAGCACCGGGCGCUGGUGCUGACGGGCUUCGGCGGCUACGAGAAGGUGAAGGUGCAGGCGCGGCGCGGCGGCGGCCCCCGGCCCGGCGAGGUCUCGGUGCGGGUCCGCGCCUGCGGCCUCAACUUCGCCGACCUGAUGGCACGGCAGGGGCUGUACGACCGGCUGCCGCCGCCGCCCGUCUGCCCCGGCAUGGAGUGCGCCGGUACCGUCCGCGCCAUCGGCGACGGCGUCGGCGACCGACAGGUUGGCGAUAAGGUGAUGGUCCUGGCUAGGUCAGGGCUCUGGCAAGAAGUCGUGAACGUGCCGGCUGGUCAGACUUUCCUGAUGCCUGAGGGGAUGAGCUUCGAGGAAGCGGCUGCUCUUCUUGUCAACUACAUCACUGCUUACAUGAUCCUGUUUGACUUCGGAAACCUGAGACCCAACCAGAGUGUCCUCAUCCACAUGGCUGCAGGUGGUGUGGGAACUGCUGCCAUCCAGCUGUGCAAGACUGUAGAAAAUGUCACCAUUUUUGGCACAGCAUCUGCCUCCAAGCAUGAGGCGCUCAAGGAGAGUGGAGUCGCUCACCCUAUUGACUACAGAACGAUGGAUUACGCAGAGGAGGUCCGGAAAAUCUCUCCCAAAGGUGUUGACAUUGUCCUGGACCCCCUGGGAGGAUCCGAUACAUCCAAAGCAUUUAACCUGUUGAAGCCGAUGGGCAAACUCAUCACUUACGGGGUAGCAAACCUGCUCACGGGGCAGAAGAAGAACCUCAUGGCUAUGGCUAAAACCUGGUGGAACCAGUUCAGCAUCAAUGCCUUGCAGCUCCUACACCAUAACAAGGCUGUGUGUGGCUACCACCUUGGCUAUAUGGAUGAAGAAUUUGAGCUCAUCGGAGGCGUCGUAGCCAAGCUGAUUAACCUCUAUAGUCAAGGCAAAAUCAAGCCCAAAAUAGACUCUGUAUGGCCCUUUGAUCAGGUGGCAGAUGCCAUGAGGCAGAUGCAAGAGAAGAAGAAUGUUGGAAAAGUCAUCCUGGUUCCUGAAGCGCCCAAGGAAGAAUCCAAAAAAGAAGAGAACUAAAGAGAAGAGAUGUGUGUAGAUUGUGAAUUCGUGGUUUAACUCCCUGAUCUUUGGGACCUGGAAAUGGACAGAUCGGUAGCUUCCAUCUUCAAUCCACCAGUGCGAGAACAUCGUGGUUAAAGUUCAGAUGAGGUUUGCAUGCUCUCGUUGUGACUGACCCUUUGCCAGACACGCCUCCUGCCCUAGCUCUCUGUUUUGAAGCCUGUUUAUUUCAUACAUUAUUUUUUUUUUCCCCAAUCACUUGUUUUUUCUAUUGAAUUCCCGACCUAACCUGAUUUUUCUCUGGCAGUGCAGCCGAAGCUUCUGGGCAGUUGGUGCGUACCGGCUGUGUAGCCUCUCACUGUAAAAUCAAGAUGUAACGCGCUGUACCAACUGCCGAGUGUCUCCGCAGGAACCGAGCCCUGCUGAAGCAGUCGUGCUGCCACCUCUGAGAACUUGUUCAGCAGGAGAACGGACCGACGUAGGAUGUGUCCUCCACAGCCAGAGGAAAAGCACGGCUGGCCUGGUUUAAUUCUAGCACGGGCUCCUCUUCCGUUUACACUAACCACGCUCUUUCCCCUCUGCUUUCGUUGGCCUCUAACACCGGGCGGAUAGUAACGGGUCACGGUGUCUUUGCCUUGUGAAUAACCACCCUGGCGUUUUCGGAGUCUGUGGCGUAUUGCACUUAAUUGGCAGUCGCUUCUCUCUGCAGUCGGCAAAUAACCUGACAGGCUGGGCUGUGUCUGAACACAGAAGAAUAAUUUCAAUUAGGUAUAGCUUUGAUCUUGUCCAUUUUCUGAUUCCAAACUGUACAGGGAGAUCUAGGCCGCGUCUGAUUUUUAGAGACCAUGAGGACUCGACUGUGUCUCAAAUGACUGGAAUGAUUGUUGUUGGCUCUGUGCUUUAUUAAUGUUGGGCUCCAAGUUGGUAUUGUUAAGGCUAAACUUCA